CUGACGGUCAGGUCUCAUUCUUGAGAACACUUCCUCUAACAGAAGGUGUCUGUGUGUCGGUGUGUUCUCAUCAUGGCUCUGUGGAAGAGAAAACUUCACAUCUCCACCUGGCGCAAACAUAAAGCCGCUCCUGAGGCGGAGAAAACAGAAGUCCUCAAUGAAGAUCUCCUGCAGGUGGAGAAGCGUCUGGAACUUGUUAAGCAGGUUUCUCACAGCACACACAAGAAGUUGACCGCAUGUCUGCAGGGUCAGCAGGGUGUAGAAGUGGACAAGAGGUCCGUCAGGUCACCUUCAAAGAAGCUUCCUCUGACAUCAUUGGCUCAGUGUUUGGUGGAUGGUGCGCUGGUGUUGGGUGAUGAUUCUCUACUGGGGAAGAUGCUGAAGAUCUGUGGAGAGACGCAGGACAGACUCGCUCAAGAACUUCUGCUCUUUGAGCUUCAAACAGAGCAUGAUGUCAUUGAACCGCUCUACACACUCGCUGAGAUUGAAAUUCCCAACAUUCAAAAGCAAAGAAAACAUUUAGCAAAACUGGUACUGGACAUGGAUUCUGCUCGCACACGGUGGCACCAGUCAUCUAAAUCUUCUACUUUGCCCAAUAAAGAAACAUCAACCGGGGCCAAAGGCGAUGCUCUCAGAGAGGAGAUGGAGGAGGCGGGCAAUCGUGUGGAGAUCUGUCGGGAUCAGCUCUCAGCAGACAUGUACAGUUUCAUGGCCAAAGAAAUUGAUUACGCUAACUACUUCCAAACGUUGAUAGAAGUUCAGGCUGAGUACCACAGGAAAUCUUUAGAGUUGCUCCAGAAUGUUAUACCACAGAUUAAAGCUCACCAGGAGUCAUGGGUGGAGAAGCCGUGUUACGGGAAACCUCUGGAGGAACAUCUGUCUCUGAGCGGGAGAGAAAUCGCAUUUCCCAUUGAAGCGUGUGUGACCAUGCUGCUGGACUGCGGCCUACAGGAGGAGGGUCUGUUCCGAGUGGCUCCAUCUGCAUCUAAACUGAAGAAGCUGAAGGCGUCGUUGGAUUGUGGCAUUCUGGAUUUUCAGGAAUGUUCUGCGGAUCCUCACGCCAUCGCCGGUGCUCUGAAGUCAUACCUGCGCGAGCUGCCUGAACCUCUGCUGACCUUUGACCUGUAUGACGAGUGGAUACAAGCCACGAAUAUCGCAGAUCAGGACAAACGUCUGCAGGCGUUAUUAAACACAUGCGAGAAACUGCCCAAAGCCAACAGUGACAACUUUAAGUAUUUGAUCAAAUUUCUUGCCAAGCUGAACGAGUAUCAGGAUGAUAAUAAGAUGACGCCGGGGAACAUGGCGAUAGUGCUGGGGCCCAAUCUGCUGUGGGCGAACACUGAGGGGAAUAUUACAGAGAUCAUGACCACGGUCUCACUGCAGAUCGUCGGCAUCAUCGAGCCGAUCAUUCAGCACGCCGACUGGUUCUUCCCUGGAGAGGUUGAAUUUAACGUGACGGGUAACUACGGCAGCCCCGUCCACACCAAUCACAACGCUAACUACAGCUCCAUGCCUUCCCCUGACAUGGACCAAUCGGAACGCAAGACGCAGGAUCAGAGCAGACGACCCCUCAGCGUUGCCACGGAUAACAUGAUGCUGGAGUUCUACAAGAAAGAUGGCAUCAGGAAGAUUCAAAGUAUGGGAGUGCGAGUCAUGGAUACGUCCUGGGUGUCUCGGAGAGGUUCCUCAUCGUCACGUAAGAGUUCGUCGACUCCGCCCAGCGUCCAGCCGCCCGCGCCGCCCUUCGAUUCGCUGAACCCUGAGCAGCCGGUCGAUCUCUCCACCUCCCCCUCCCAGACUCCGCCCCCCAUCAGCGGCGACAGAACGAGCUCUGAUGACGCGUCGUCCAAUUGGUCGGAUUCCUGUUACGCCUGCCCCUCCCCCGAGGAGGAAAGGCCUCCCCCUCCGUACCCGUUUUCUUUCUCCUAUUCGUUUUCUCACCCCUCGCCCCACCCUCGAGCGCAGUCCUGCGCGCGUCCCGUCGCUCCUGUGCCCGAAUCCGUCACGCCCGCGCCGUCUCCUCCCCCCCUGUCCGCCCGCUGGUCCGUUCACACCCUCCCUCCAGUCCUUCCGGCCUCCGGCUCUCUGGACAUCAACUCUAAUCCUAAACCCAGUUUCCUGCACCUGUCCAGACAGGGCUCGGUCCCCGCAGACCCCUCGCAUGCGCCGCACGCCGACUCUACCCCCCCGCCCGUUUACAUCAAACCCCCGCUUGUUCUGCCCCGUCAUGACUCCCCCCACCCUAACUUUACCCCUCACGCUGCUUCUCCACCAUGGGCCGCCUGCGUCAGUGUCCGAGAGAGAGGACUCAGAGUGCCUAGUUCUCCAAAGACUAGAGAACCUUCACCUGUGAUUGGUCAGAGAGGAAUUUCACCUACGACUCCAUCAUCUGGACAGAUGCAGUUAUCAGAUCAGAGUCCACACGCACUGCGUAAAGUUUCCAAAAAAUUAGCCCCCAUCCCUCCGAAGGGGCCAUAUUCUCCAUCUGGCUGCGUGUCGGACAUUUCUCCGGGUCCCUCGCCCGUCAGCCUGUCCCCGACGCCUCCCAGCACUCCCUCUUCAUACGGCUUCAGUUACCCGCAGGGCGGCUCCGCCGUCACCUCACCCGGACACGCCCACAGCCAGACGCCCAGCAGCCCCUCUCUCUCCUCGCCCCCUCCCCUCGCAGGCACCCUUCCCAAAUCCCGACCCACCCCUAAACCACCCCGUCAGAGACCCAACCUGCCUCCUCCACGGCCUCCGUCGGGUACAUCGGGUCUGAGUCCACAGCCGCCGGAUCACGCCGCGGGUCUGCUGGACGGAUUAGCGCCCGAGAGCAUGUCUACAGACUCACUGUGCGAUCUGGAUGUUCCCGUGAUAAACGUCGAGCUGGGUGAAAUUCUGGAUGAAUGCUCGUGGAACUCUGAGCUUCUGUUGGACCCCAGCGGUCGAGUGGAAUCAGAAGAGGAGUCAGAAAGCACGGCCCUAUGACGUGUCUCUACCCACAAUCCUUUGCUCCUGCUCUUCAUUGUGCUGAGAACAUUCCUGACUGGAAAUCCCAUGACAACACUAAACUACGUCAACACGUCAUUCUACAUUACUGCGCUGUUGUGGUCCUGUCGUCUUGGUUUGGUUUUGUUUCGUUGCCUUAUCUGAGUUUUGCACUUUGGCCUUGAAGUCCGUAUAGCAUCUCGACGUGUUCUGAUGUUUGUGAACCACAGGUCUGCGCUUUUUAUUGUUGCUCUGUACACACAUGCAUGAUGGACGUCUUUGUUGACAUUCAUUUUUUACAGCGUCGUGUCACAAGCAUUGUGUUUUUAAGGGGAUUUUAGUAGGUUUAUUAUGAAACGUCUCAUGGUACUGACCAGUGGAAGGUGUUGUACUGCGGUACCAUUGCCCUCACGAAAAUUAACCAUGGUUUUUUUUUGUGGUACAAGUGUAGUAACCAUGUUUUUUUUUUGUGGUACAAGUGUAGUAACCAUGGUUUUUUGGUGCAUUGAUUACUUAGGGCAAAACCAUGGUUUUACUACAGUAACCAUGUUUUUUAGGUUUUAACUGUAGUAAAACCAUGGUCAGUGUUCGUGAGGGUGAAAAUACUAUAGUAAGAUUACUGCAGUGACACUGAAUGAAUGCUGGAACAUGUGUAGUUACAUCAAGCCUUGAUAGAUUAAAGAGAACAGAAAAUAUAACAAAACACAAAGAACGUGAAGGUUUGUAUGUGGACGGAGAGCAGAAAACUGUGAGUUUGAAUGUGUUUUAUAAUUUCACACGGAUGUCGUGUGGGGGUCUGGGGUUCUUUUUGAUCUUCUGUGUCAUUCAGGAUUUCAUCGUUUAAAAGAGAUUACGCUCAUGAACAGCAAUUUCUGUCGGAAGUAAUAAUUCCUCGAUUCACUUGACCAUAAAACACAUGCUAUACACAUGUCCAGGAAUGUUUUAUUUGUGUGUUUUCCGGACCCGGCCAUCACAAUUUUCACAUUUUCAUGCAUGAAUUUUUCAUUUACAAAGGAGUAAAAUCUUUGCAAUGGGUUGAAUUACUGUAGCGUAGUGUGCAUCAUGCUGCAGAGGGGUUUAAGUUUCAUGAUUUUGUUUUUUAUGUUUUUCACGGGCCGUCACUGACGUUACGUGUCAUAAAGUGCUGUAAGUAUUAGCAACUCCAGACGUCACGCAUCCGGUCAGACGUGUAUAUAGUCUAUAGAGAAACAAGAUCAAAUAUUUGUGAAGGCAGACAUUUAUGAAUUCUUCUCUCUCUCUCUAUAAAUAUACAGACAUGUUAUUUUUGCUUCAGACGCAAUACUGGUACAUGUACAUAAACGAAUAUAAAUAUGCUGCGGUUCUCAUGAAAGGAUGUUUGAAGAGUCGUUCAGAGAACAGAAUUGCGACAGAGAUUAAACAACGAAGAAGUCACAAGUUUACCUCGUAUGGUCUGAUUGUUGUGUUAACUUAUUCAGACCGAACAUUAUUUCUGUGAGUCUGUUAUUUAUUCUUUAAAGUCAACAUGAAACUCACAGCGGUCAUUUAACAAUAUAGUCAUGACAUUCGGUGAGUAAACCUCUUAUUUCACGUUGACUUUAAAAAAGUGCGCAUGUGCGUGUGUGUUUGAAUAAUUGUCAUUUGUGGUUUGUCUGAUAUAAAACAUGACUUCAGGUGUUCAGUAAGAUGUUGGUUUAAUAGAUCAGGGUAACUUAACUGUGUGGAAAUGAUGCCGAACCAAAAUGUUAAAACUCCAUCUUUUGCUUUACAUUUAUGAUCAGAGCAGAUCUGUCAGGGCGAUGAACUGUCGUGUAUCUGCGAAGCCGAAUGUUCUUGUGUUUUGCACACGCAUGUGAAAGAGAGAAAUCCGCGUUUCAGCAGGUAUGAAAACUGAUUUACAGCAACAUCAGGCGAAAUCUGCAGACUUUGUUUUCUGUGCUGUUUCUGAGUGAAAAUCUGAGAUGUCCGAAAUGUUCUCGCACAGGCCGAGGAGCAGAUACUGUAGAUUCUGUGUGUGUGUGUUGGGUGUAAAUCUGGAUUAUUGUCACGUGGAUCUGAUGAAUCUCAUCUCUGUAAACCUGCUGCAUGCUUUGCUUUCAUUCCUUAUAAUGUAUCUCGAUUUCAAUCCCUUUAUCAAUGCUGUCGUAGUUUGUCGAACGAAAAGGAUAAAUAGACACUAUAGCAACAAAAAUAUCAGCUGCUUAUGAAAAUAACGCUUACGUUUCCUGUAGUGAGACACAACAACACUACAGCCGAUGGCAUGCCACACCCACAGAUUGUCCGUUCACACUGACAGUGAUUUGAUCUGGACAUAAGAGUCCGUGUCAGUGUAAACGGCUCUCGAGAAUUCACUUCACAUUAAAGUCAACGCUGUCGUUUUACAGCCGCCACACGAAGCUCUGGAGCGUUUCAGUAAGACGUAUUAAUCUCACCGUCUCGUGCAUAUAUGAAAUAUUUAACGAGACACAACUGGAAACCCACCGUGUGUAUAUUAGUGUGGUGGGGUGUAAAGUCAUGCAUGCACUUCUGAAGGGGUUGCAGUUUCGCUUGGGAGUCUUUGACUCGUGUCGUUGUUUUUACGGGGAGGUUCUGUGUGUAAAAUGUGUUUUAAAUGGAAAACUGGAAUAGUUUGAGAUGUGAUGCUCAAAGACUCAUGAAGUAUAAAGAACAACAUCGGAAUGUGAUCUGAAUUAAAAAAGCAUUUUCAUUUACUUCUGUUUGUACAUGUAAUUUAUUUCUUUUAGGAUUUUUUUUACAUUUUUACUCUGCAAUGUGAAACAAGAUUUGAUUUCAUCCGUCAUUCUGUGUCUGGUCAUUCAGAGAAUGUGAAGAAUGUUCCGCUGCAGGCCACACAGAUUCUGUCAAAAUAAAAGUCGAAAAGAUCAGAA
Messenger RNA from Triplophysa rosa, 5837 nucleotides. RefSeq names its product Rho GTPase activating protein 44b (gene arhgap44b). The record is from RefSeq and is a predicted model, not a curated record. The coding region runs from base 73 to 2970 and encodes 965 amino acids. Gene Ontology annotation, biological process: signal transduction; positive regulation of GTPase activity; regulation of actin cytoskeleton organization. Gene Ontology annotation, molecular function: protein binding; GTPase activator activity. Gene Ontology annotation, cellular component: intracellular anatomical structure; dendritic spine; leading edge membrane. Lineage: Eukaryota; Metazoa; Chordata; Actinopteri; Cypriniformes; Nemacheilidae. The transcript has 22 exons.